Molecule: messenger RNA, 4592 nt
Organism: Oncorhynchus nerka (sockeye salmon)
Lineage: Eukaryota; Metazoa; Chordata; Actinopteri; Salmoniformes; Salmonidae
Product: glycogen synthase kinase-3 beta-like
Exons: 10
Coding region: 238-1551 (437 amino acids)
Biological process (GO): negative regulation of TOR signaling; regulation of neuron projection development; negative regulation of canonical Wnt signaling pathway
Cellular component (GO): axon; cytosol; cytoplasm
Molecular function (GO): ATP binding; protein serine/threonine kinase activity
Source: RefSeq, a predicted model, not a curated record
GACACGGGAAGCAGCAGCCACGUCGAACUUCAUUUCCCAGGAGGAAAUGUAAUCUGUCAGUUGUAUACGAUCUACGAGCUCAGACAGGCAGUGCAAGGGACGACUCAUCUGAACGGUGUCAAUUCUGUCUGUCUUUCAAUGAUUAUUGCAUUUGCAGUCAAAACAGGCAACAUUUAAACUCACUUGGCUAUAAAUAGUGAAUCCCUAGCCCCCCGCCCGCUACCCUUGCACAGAGAUAUGAGCGGCAGCGGGCGGCCCAGAACUAGCUCGUUUGCUGAGCCACAAGGUGUUCCCGGAGCCACUGCAGCAUCCACUGGAUCAGCCGCUGCCGUGGGGAGCAGCACGGGAAAGACCGGGGUCCCGCAGGCCUCGGGGAGCAGUUCGUCUGGAUGCUCGAAUUUAAAGCUGUCCAGGGACAGUGGGAAGGUGACUACAGUGGUGGCCACAUCUGGGCAGGGUCCCGACCGUCCACAGGAGGUGUCCUACACGGACAUCAAGGUGAUCGGGAAUGGCUCCUUCGGUGUGGUGUACCAGGCGCGCCUCAUCGACAGCCAGGAGAUGGUGGCCAUUAAAAAGGUGCUGCAGGAUAAGAGGUUCAAGAACCGAGAGCUACAGAUCAUGCGAAAGUUGGACCACUGCAAUAUCGUGAGGCUACGCUACUUCUUCUACUCUAGUGGUGAAAAGAAGGAUGAGGUGUAUCUCAACCUGGUGCUGGACUUUGUCCCGGAGACCGUGUACAGGGUGGCCCGGCAUUUCAACAAGGCCAAAAGCAUCAUUCCGAUCAUUUACGUCAAGGUGUACAUGUACCAGCUGUUUCGCAGCCUGGCCUAUAUCCAUUCCCAGGGUGUCUGCCACCGAGACAUCAAACCCCAGAACCUGUUGGUGGACCCUGAAACGGCCAUCCUAAAGCUCUGUGACUUUGGGAGUGCUAAGCAGCUGAUUCGUGGGGAGCCCAACGUGUCGUACAUCUGUUCGCGGUACUACCGCGCCCCAGAGCUCAUCUUCGGCGCCACCGACUACACGGCCAACAUCGACAUCUGGUCGGCGGGCUGCGUGCUGGCUGAACUGCUGCUGGGACAGCCCAUCUUCCCCGGGGACAGCGGAGUGGACCAGCUAGUAGAGAUCAUCAAGGUUUUGGGAACUCCAACACGUGAACAGAUCCGUGAAAUGAACCCCAAUUACACAGAGUUCAAAUUCCCCCAGAUCAAAGCGCAUCCCUGGACUAAGGUGUUUAAGCCUCGCUCCCCUCCGGAGGCCGUCGCCCUGUGCUCGCGCCUACUGGAAUACACCCCGGUCACGCGCUUUUCGCCCCUGGAGGCCUGCGCUCACUCCUUCUUCGACGAGUUGCGCCAGCCCAACGCCCGGCUGCCCAGCGGCCGAGAGCUGCCCCUUCUCUUCAACUUCAGCACCACCGAACUGUCAAUCCAGCCCCAGCUGAACUCCACCCUCAUUCCUCCUCAUGCCCGCGCACAGACUGCUUCCUCUGAUGGCUCUGGGUUAGACGGCUCUUCUCAGCACAGCUCUGUACCCGGAUCACUAAACAGCACCUGAAAUGUCCCUGCAAACCCUCGGUCUGCCAGCCCGACGCACGCACACACACACACACACACACACACACACUGUAUUGCUUCUUUCUUCCUCGCUGCUUGUUAUUUUUCCCCAUUGGUUACAAACAUACCUUUUUUUGUAUUGUACAUACAUUGAACAAACCAUUCAUAGCCGGAAGAGGAGAUCAUUAGCUAACAAGGUAGUUUUGUUACAUGAAAUUGAAACUCGAUCAGCACUACAGGCUAAGAGUUGGAGACACAAACACACUUUCUCAUGUACUGACACCUUAAGUGUUAUCCCACUCCCUCGCUGCAUCUCCUUUGGCCCUCUUUCUCUCCGGCUGUUUAUAACACUCAUGUCCCUGCUGUUGGGGGUGACAUUUAAAGCUCCAGUGGGUGGGACAGGUCCUCUUUAUAAUACUUUUUAAUUUUUUUAAAUCUAGGUAUUUUUUUUCUUUUUAUUCUGUUUUAUUUAUUUGACUGAGAACUUCAUGACGAGUUCCUGCCACCACCACACACAAAGUGAACAGGAGUUUGUCUCUAGAAGCCAAUUGAGGCGUUUCCCCAGUUAGUCUACGAUGCGACCAAAUGAUUCGAAUGGGAUAAAAUGGUGUUGGUUGCAAGAUGGAGAGAUGAAGAGGCUGUGUUUGUUUUAUACUUUUAAAUGAUAUUUAAAAAGAGAUUAAAUGACAGCUGCUUUUUUCUUUUACUUGUAAAUGUAUUUAUUUUUUAAUUUGCUUCGGAAAAGGCACUGAGUUUUUACAUUGAAACGGGAGUAUAAUUGGUAGCCGUACUUGCUCGCAAUUUCCCAUGUGUGUUGAGGACCUAAAGGAAAAGUUUUGACAGAGGGUGGUGGAGUUAGAGAGAUCCAGGAUUCACAUCUAUGUAGCAGCAUCUCUCCCACUGACAAUCCCAAACUGAGCCUACUUUUACUGUCCGUGGGAAGACGAUCAAGGUGCUAUCGAUGAUUAACACUGCUGUGGUAGUCAAUUGUCACCUUCCUAUUGGCUUCAAUAAAUGGCAUACCAUCAAUUAUAUUUGGUGCUUGUUAUCCAUUCAUAGCAGGAACUUUUCAGAACUCCUGAUUUGAAAGAGGGAGCUUUCUGAAAGUAUAUACAAACCCGUGCUGUGUUUUGAGAUGUUAAUUUCAAAUUUGCAGUGAAGAAAGUGGACUUUUCGCAGCACACUUGUAAGAAUCUUUGUCAGUGUGGCACCCAUCUAGAUUGUAGAGGACGAAGGGAUUAUCAACUAUGGGGGUUCAGCCAUAUGGACAUACAUAUAUACUAUAUAGAGUAGUUAACUCCAGUUUGGACUUUGACACAGACCAUGAUCCCAGUUCCUUAUAAUAAAUUCUCUGAAAUGGGAGUCAAGGUGGGUCUGUGUGAAGACAUACUCUGUUACUGGUGUAGAAGGGCAGAUAGCUAGUUCAUAGUAGUCCUAUAGGCUUGUACUUUGCUAUGUGCUUGUGGGAGUUCAUGAUAAAUUGAAGGGUGGGGGGAAUAGCAGAGUAUUUGUGUGUUCAUGUGAAGAAUUGUACCUGCCAAUUCAAACCGCACCGUUUUUAAAAAGCCAGUGUUGUAGGUUUAGUUCAGUUCUCAGUAAUGACCACUUGAAUGCUUUCUAGUGCAGGCGCGUUAUGCUAUUGUACAACCUCUGCCACCCCCUUGUAUGAACAACCCUCAUGUGCUGACAUUGAUUUAAAUAACUCAUUUUCCCUCCCUUUAUCUCUUUGAAGCCAUCUGCUUCCUAGCCCAGAAUCCCAACUGAUUUGCUUGAAAUGUAGCAUAUCGUUUUGGAUUCCAUUUGCUUCUCUCCCUAACCCAUGCCCCCCCCUCAUCUUAUUGCACAUCUGUAAAUAUCACCCACUUUUUUUUUUCUUCCAUUUUCCUCGUUAUUUGUAUUAGCGUUUAUUUUCCAUUACCUGUUGAAGCCGUCCGUAACUGACUGGUCUCAUUUCCAUUCAAAAGUCUGUAAAUACAAUUUGUUUUCGAUGUCCUGAUUUAAGAUGUAAAUACCCCCCUACAAAAAAAAAUCUCCCUAUUUGUUGUCUCUCUCUCCAUCUCUCUGGUUGUGCACCCCAUCAACAUACCAUUGUACUGUAUCUCGCUGCUUUAUUUAUUGCUCACUUGGUGUUCUCUCAUGUAGGGAGAGGUUGAGGCACCUAACUUUUGUGGGCAUUAUGUCAAAUGUACUGUACUUGGCACCCACACAUUGGUAUGUUAAAGCAAGUUACUUUUUUGAAUGGGGAAAAGGUGUUUGGUUGGACAUAUCAAGAUUUAAUCACUCUCUGGUACGAUUCCAACUAAAUAAUUUCCAGUUUCACAUAUGUACUGAACUAUGACAGGGAAAUUUGAGUGUGGGCUGUUUUGAGUUUACCAGACAACCAUUCCGGCCAAUGACUUGCCCCCCCAUUCAUUACAAUGGGUACCUAAAAAAAGAUUUCAAGUGUGUGAAAGUGUCAUGUUGGGUGCAGAGGAGCCAUAAUACCUUCUUUUUUUUUACCCAGUGUAAUGUGAAGGGUAAACCUGAGGGCCAUGAUGGCGACAAGGUCGUUUGAUGCAGCCAGCCUCCCGCCCUUGACAAUGCCUGAGCCCAUCACGGACAAUUCUGACCUCUGCUGCUUUUAAAAUGGCAGCCAUAGACAAAAUUCAGUGACUGCAGUACGACGAGCCAUUUACCCCCCUCCCUUCUGUGUGUGCUUCCGUGAGCGUGUGUGGAAGUGUGUGUUUUAUGUACCUGCCUAGCUGCUGGUUUCAUAACUAAAUCUUAGCAGUAUCAGGCUACUAGUGUUUAUCCUAUAAGUACCAUGUUGCGUGUGUAUCAACAUGUGUAUGUAUAGCAACCCAAGUGAGGUCACUUUUACUGUUCUGUGACGUGGAUCAGUCAUUUUUCAUUCCAAUCCUGUUUCAAUUGCGUCAUCCUGGCCAGGAGAACUGGUGUGUGUUUUUGGGAUGAGGGAGGAGAGUGAAGGAGGGAGAGAACCAAACUGUCUGUAUGAAAUGAUCUCAUUUAAAUAAAGUGUAAAAUAGGUCUGAAAAAAUCUAA